Messenger RNA from Anguilla anguilla (European eel), 1605 nucleotides. Its product is annotated as serum paraoxonase/arylesterase 2-like. Gene Ontology annotation, molecular function: arylesterase activity. The transcript has 9 exons. Bases 80 to 1150 code for a protein of 356 amino acids. NCBI's taxonomy places the organism in Eukaryota, Metazoa, Chordata, Actinopteri, Anguilliformes, Anguillidae. The record is from RefSeq and is a predicted model, not a curated record.
GGCAACCCUAGUCACCGCCCAGGAAUGUUAGAUAUUGUUACUGAGAUACUCUUUUCACGGGUGGGAAGUUGUAUGAGCAAUGGGUCGAUUAAUAGCGUUCGGUGUUAUUGUGGCAGUUCUCUCUGCAUUCAUUGGAUAUAGGAUCAUCGAAUUGCAGAGAAGAGCGUUAUUCAACCGUGAAAUUAGACAAAAUCACCUGCCGAACUGUGAACUUCUUAAAGGUCUUGAAUAUGGAUCAGAAGAUAUCACCAUACUUCCAAAUGGGCUGGCCAUUAUUAGCACAGGCUUGGUGUACCCAGGCAUGCCGUCCUUUUCUGAUGGUCCUGGGAAGAUCUUUAUGCUGGACCUGGAGGCCGAGAAGCUGAAACCCGUGGAGCUGCGCAUUGGAAGGGGCUUUGAUAUUGGCUCCUUUAAUCCACAUGGAAUCAGCAUUUACACUGAUGAGAAGGAUCAAUCCGUGUACUUGUUCGUUGUCAAUCACCCUGAGGGAAAAAGCCAGGUUGAGAUAUUCCAAUUUGUUCAAGAGGAAAAUUCCAUUAUGCACCUGAAAACAAUCCGUCAUGAACUUCUGCACAGUGUGAACGACAUUGUGGCUGUCGGCCUAGAGACCUUCUAUGCCACAAACGACCAUUUCUUUGCCAACCCGCUGCUGAGACAGCUGGAGAUUCUUUUGCUACAGCCCUGGUGUACUGUGAUUUAUUACAGCCCCAAGGAAGUCAAGGUGGUGGCAGAUAUUUUCUACUUAGCCAACGGCAUAAACAUCUCCCCUGAUAACAAAUAUGUAUAUCUGUCCGAUGUUUUAGACCACGCCAUUAAAGUCAUGGAGAUACAAGAAAACAAGGCCUUACACCUUGUAAAGUCAGUGCCUGUGGGGUCACUGUGUGACAACAUAGAGGUGGAUGGUGACACAGGUGACUUGUGGAUGGGAUGUCACCCAAAUGGUGCAAAAUUUAUAAUGUAUAAUCCUGAGGACCCACCUGGAUCUGAGGUAAUCAGGAUCCAGAACAUCCACUCAGAGAAGCCCAUCGUGUCUCAGGUGUUUGCUGAUAAUGGCAGUUUGAUAUCAGCAUCCUCUGUGGCCACACCUUAUAAUGGAAAGCUCCUCAUUGGCUCAGUGUUUCACAAAGCUCUGUUUUGUGACUUGAAGUAAAUGUGUAAAUUGGAAACACAAUUUACUUAGAUUUAAAUACAAAAACGGAUGGAAAUGGAUGAAUUAACAUUGAACUUUUAAAUUAGUACUUCUGCGAAACACCCUUUCCUCUUGGCCUGCGCUGACAACAAUCUGCAGACUACUAACUGGAAGAUCUGACCUGUGUUAACAUAUUACCUGCAGGUUGAUGUACAGCCCUCGCUAUCAGACAUCCUUUCUUAUUCACUGAAUUUAAGAAAUAGCUUAUUGUGCAUCUUUAAAGUCUAUUAGCAUCAGUUUGAAUUUUAAUGAGGCUACCACUUGAUGAGUAGUCAUGUCUUUGUAGACAACAGACUGUCCCUCUCCAAGAACAUCGCAGCAGUAAGCCGGGCAUGCAGAUUUUUCCUGUAUAACCAUUUUUGACAAUUUUUUUGUAAAAUAUGCUAAAGAAAUAAAAUUUGAUUGAUUGAUUGAUU